GGAAAGGGGCUCCUGGGAGGGGGGGGGGUGCGGGCGGGCCUCCGGCGCGCGGUCUCUGUACGUUGGGCGGCACUUCGGCGGAGCUGCGCCUCCCCCGGGCCGGGGUCAGCUGCCCUCCUCCUUUCUCUCCUCCUCGGGAACACGUGCCCCCCACCCUCCCCCCCCCGACAGCCUGGGUGGUGGGCGCGCCGCGCUGCAGGGCUGUGUUUGGUCCCCUGGUCGUCCGCGGCGGCCCUGCCGCUCGCCUUCUAUUUCCCCUUUCAGCCCCUGCUCCCGCGGGGGCUUGGGUGCAGCGCCGGCGCUUUUGUUGGAAGCUGUGUCCCCGGCACCGCACAAAGUGACGGGAGUGGGCAGGGCGGACGCUGGUGGAAGGCUGGCUUGGCGCCGCCGCGCGCGCCCCGCAGCAUCUUUGUUUUCCGCGCUGUGACCCCACCGCCGGCCCCAUGGAGGCGCCAGGCCCGGGCCCCGUGAAGCAGGAGCGAGGUGCCGCCGAGGGUCUGACCGCCGACUCGCCGUGGCACCGCUUCCGCCACUUCCACCUGGGCGACGCCCCGGGGCCCCGCGAGGCGCUGGGGCUGCUGCGCGCGCUCUGCCGGGCCUGGCUGCGGCCCGAGGUGCGCACCAAGGAGCAGAUGCUGGAGCUGCUGGUGCUCGAGCAGUUCCUGAGCGCGCUGCCCGCCGAGGUGCAGGCCUGGGUGUGCAGCCGCCGGCCGCAGAGCGGCGAGGAGGCCGUGGCGCUGCUGGAGGAGCUGUGGGGACCAGCGACGAGGGCGCCUCAGGAUGCAACCGGAGGCUCCGGGGUCGGCGCAGUAGAGGAAGCCGGUGAGGCGACGACGCCCUCAGGAGAUGCGGCCCCUGGGGCUGAGGAACCGGCGACGGCGGACGCCCAGGCCGCGCGCCCCUAUAAGCAGGAGCCGGGCAGCCCCCCGCCGGCACCGCCAGCCCCGCCGGCGCCAGGCCUGCCCGCCUUCCUGGCGGCCCCGGGCACCGCGUCCUGCCCCGAGUGCGGCAAGUCCUCGCUGAAGCCGGCGCACCUGCUGCGCCACCGGCAGAGCCACUCGGGCGAGAAGCCGCACGCCUGCCCCGAGUGCGGCAAGGCCUUCCGGCGCAAGGAGCACCUGCGGCGCCACCGCGGCACGCACCCCGGCGGCCCGGGCCCGGCCCUGCGCCCGCUGCCCGCGCGCGAGAAGCCACACGCCUGCUGCGAGUGCGGCAAGACCUUCUACUGGCGCGAGCACCUGGUGCGCCACCGCAAGACGCACUCGGGCGCGCGGCCCUUCGCCUGCUGGCAGUGCGGCAAGGGCUUCGGGCGCCGCGAGCACGUGCUCCGCCACCAGCGCACCCACGGGCGCGCGGCCGGCGCGGGCGGCGCCGCCCCGGGCCCCGAGGGCGCCGCGCCCUUCCCGCCCUGGCCGCUGGGGUAGCGCCAGCCGCGCGCCCGGCGCCCCCGCCCCGCAUCCGCACUCCGGUGCCCGAGCCCUGUCGCGUGAUGCCCCGAACCUCACUCUCCGGAUCAGCCCUCGCCCCGCCCUCGUGGCCUUUGCAGUGCGGGGGCGCCUCCGCGGCCCUCCCCACCCCCGUCCUCCCGGGCCCGGAACCCAGACAAGGAGCUGGGCAGGGGCAGGGCUCCGGGCUGGAGGAGGCCGGAGAGGGGGGACCGGGUCUUGUCCCGCCUGGGGAGACGGCCCCCUGCCCCUCCCAGGACGGAUGGAUUGCGCCACGGCUCCAACAGGUCGGGCCGUGUUCUGGCAGGGGGAUCCGAGGCCUGCCUCCUCGCGCUGGGACUGGCCCAUCAGGCAGGCCCGAGGUGGACAAACGCCUGCUCCUGGGACGCGCGCCAGAGACGGCCGCUGACCAGCAUCUGGAGAGUGUUGUUAAUAAAGCCGCUGACGAGUUGUGCA
Messenger RNA from Cervus elaphus (red deer), 1901 nucleotides. RefSeq names its product zinc finger protein 444 (gene ZNF444). The transcript has 4 exons. Gene Ontology annotation, biological process: regulation of transcription by RNA polymerase II. The record is from RefSeq and is a predicted model, not a curated record. Bases 444 to 1424 code for a protein of 326 amino acids. NCBI's taxonomy places the organism in Eukaryota, Metazoa, Chordata, Mammalia, Artiodactyla, Cervidae. Gene Ontology annotation, molecular function: DNA-binding transcription factor activity, RNA polymerase II-specific; RNA polymerase II cis-regulatory region sequence-specific DNA binding.